Vitrella brassicaformis is the source of this 2730-nucleotide messenger RNA. Lineage: Eukaryota; Vitrellaceae. The record is from the annotation of a GenBank genome assembly.
GUCAAUUUAUAUAUCUGUUUUUGAUGGAUGGAUGGAUGGACAUAUCAUAUGUACGUUCGUUCGUUCGUUGUCCAUAGCAUGCCAUGCCAUGCGAUGCAUGCCUGUGUCGUGUCGCUCAUCCACACAAUCAAUACGCACAUCACAUCUCACGUCUGUCACGGCUCCAUGGCAUGCACUCAGACACGUCACGCGGCAGGUGAUGGAUGGCAUCCUAUCCAUCACAUGUCGAUGACUCGCGACAGCUUCUGAAUGCGAUUCAGCAGUGCAUCACCCUACAAACCACACACACACACACACAGAGGGAGAAGAGGGACCAUAUGUCGACUUUCUGACGGCGCCAUCCCAUCAUGUUUGUGGCCGUCUGUUCUGUCUGUCUGACCUGUUUGAUGGUUUGCAAGUAGAGUGCGUUUCUGGCGUCGGGUCUGUUGGACUCGAUGAUGCGCCCAACCUUGUCGAUCUUACAGCUCAACUUGCCCGUCGCUAUGAAACCUGCCACCUCACUGAUCAGUCAGAUCAACACAUCCACACCAUGAGUGACUGCCACACAUGUGCCAAUGCGCCCAUCACGUGUGUGUGUACGUGUGUGUACUUUUCCAUGAAGUCGGGCGACACGCCGAAUGCUGAGGCCAUGGCCCCGAGUGUGACCGACUUGUAGGGCUCCAGGAACUGCGCAUACGCACGCUGAACACACACGUACCAUACGCACACACGACAUUCACUAGUGAAGGAAGUGUCGAAGAGGGAGGCGAGUGGUGUACUGUGUGGUGAGCGGAGCGGACCAGUCGUAGGUUUCGGACGAGGUAUCUGUAGUGCAGGUGGAGAUAGCGGUCAGACCGAAUGCGGUCCGUUAUCGGAACUGAUGCACACACACACACACACAAGCGUAGCCUACACAAUGGGGAACGAACGAGUGAGAGCUUUGUCGUGUGUGUGUGUGUUGUGUGGCUGUCCUGUCUGUCGACGUAACGUACUGAGUUUCUCCAUGAAUUUCUUGUAGUCCCCCUGGUAGAAGGAGUUCAGGAAGUCACGCAAGUCGUGAUCCCCCUGCACACACAGACACACGUGUCUGUCUCUCUGUCUGUGUCUGUGUGUCAUCGAUGGGUGUGCCCCACCCACCUGCGUCACUUGAAGCACUUCGGGGGCGUGCACAACCUUCUCACGCAAAACAGGCCGACCCAAGGCAACCUACACACACAUACGCACACACACACACACGGUGGGUGCCUCCCAGACAGAGGCCACGUAUGAAUCUGUCUGUCUGUGUGAGAGUGUGUGUGACCAGCACCAUGCUGAGCACGACGGUGUACUGGAUGAAUCGUUCGAAGGAGAGCAGCUCUGUGGCCGUGAAGGUCGCCACCGCAGACAGAAACAACUCAGCAGCUGAACACACACACACAGCUCUCCUCUCUCUCUGUGUCUUUCUUUUGUGUCGGUGGCGCCGCGGUAGCUACCCUCUUUGAAGCUUCGGAUCAUCAUGAGCAUGACGCCCUCGUACACCUGACGUGCACAUGCCCACACGGCCGGGCCGCCCACAAGUCAGCCAGCCAGCCUAUACGUGCCACUCACUCCAUCCCCCGCUGCGCUGCGCUGCGCACCUUGAGUUUGUUCCGCCGCUCCCAAUCACCGCCCUUCUCCAACUCACUGCAGACAAACACAGAUCGAUAACACAGAUCGAUAUAAACCGCCAAGCAGUGAGAUAACUCGCAAGGUGCGACGGACGAUAGUUUCCUCACUCCUUGGCGCGCUGCACGUUCUUCUUUGUGAGCGAGAGGUCGUGUGUGAAGAUGCCCAGCCGCACCAGCGUCAGGAUGAUGUCCAGACGGCUGCCGGCACCCACUGUCUUGUCGUACGCCACCUGGUACGCCUCGAUCGCCGCUUCCUGAUUGAUUGACCACACGCACACACACACGUGACACGACAUGAGUCAGAUGAUUGUGUCCAUAUAGCCAUGAUGCUGCUUGCCUUGUCCCCGAUUCUGCAGUAGAAGUGUGCCUUUUCGAGGAGCCCGUCGCGGACCUCAGUGUCGCCGAGGUUCUCCUCUGCGUCCUUGAUCUUGUCCUCCAGACCCUUCAGCUCAUCCUCAUUGGCCUUUCGCAACGACUAAACACGCACACGCACAAGGAGACGAUACGCGCCACGCCCUGUGUUGCGGGUGUGUCUGUUGUGUGUGUCUGGUCACUCACCUCGACGAGUGACUGGUCGACGGGCCAGCCGAGCGACUCGCACAAGUGCGUGUAAUACGGCAGCAUACCUGCCAGAGACCACACACACACACACACACACUGCAGUGUGUGUUGGUUGCGCGUAGGUACCGGCUUGCCUACCGUCGGCGCGUAUCUUCAUCAUGAUUUUUGCCUUGGCCUCUUCCUUGUUUGGUGCGAGUGCGUCGGGCAGCGUCAGCUCAAACCGCCAGUCGGCUAUCUCGUUCUCGGGCAAAUACUUCUCCGUCGGAGGCACUGGACGACUGAACAGACCCUCGCACAACAGCACACACAAGAAGGCGCAUUCUUGCUGUGAUCUCUCUCUUUUGUGGUUUUUUGGGUGUAUGGUUACGAGGUGGUUUCCCCGCCUGUGGCAUCGAUGCCCAUGUCCUCGUCCUCCCGCUCGUCGGCGGGCCGAGAGGACAUGGCCUGGUCCGGCAGCUGACUCAUGAUGUAUCCCUUGCAAACAGAACAGAUGGAUCCGAUAGAUCCACGCAGACAGCCUGCUGUCUGUCACGGGAGAGGUCGC